UCCAUGUCAACUUCAUUUUGCUUUGGACUUGAGUAUUCUUUGCGUUGCUUUGAAUUGCAAGACGUAGAAUCAAGCCACACUCUCCCCAUCAAUUUAAAGAAGACACGUUCACCAGAUUGCAACUUCCUGAAAUCACCAAUACUCAGAGGCCAAAGUUUGAAAUCAGCAACAAAAACGGAAUUCGGAUUCUUUUAUAUAUAUAUAUAUAUAUAUAUUUUUUUUUUUUUUCCUGUCAAAUUUUGAGGCCUAACUCCAUAUGGCCGAGGAACUGAACGAGUCUCUGGAAUAUACACCAACAUGGAUUGUUGCUGUCGUUUGCUCCAUCAUUGUUGCCAUUUCGUUUUUGGCCGAGCGUGGUAUUCAUCAUUUUGGGAAGUACUUGGAACACAAGGAUAAUCAUGCACUAUAUCGGGCCUUGGAGAAACUGAAAGAAGAAUUGAUGCUUUUGGGGUUCAUUUCCCUUCUAUUGACUGUCUUUCAAGGUGUAAUAAGUCGCAUUUGUAUCCCACCUACCCUCGCAACAAAUAUGCUUCCAUGCAAGAGGCAUCAUGAGUCCACAACAGGUUCAGAGCAUGACUUAAUUUACUACAACACUAUAAUCAACAGAAGAAGGCUAUUUUCUGACGAAACUAGUUCAAGUUCAAAGCAUUGUACCCAAAAGGGGAAGGUUCCAUUGUUAUCAUUAGAAUCAUUACACCAUCUGCAUAUCUUCAUCUUUGUAUUGGCCGUUGUGCAUGUGGUAUUCUGUGUCACCACAAUGCUUCUUGGAGGUGCAAAGAUCCGCAGAUGGAAGAAAUGGGAGGAGGAUGCUAGAGAAAAAACUAGAAGAUCAGGUUCAGGAGGCAAUAAUAGCCAAGCUCUACAUCAGAGAGAGUUCUUAAAAGAACAUGCUGAAGGAUUUUGGAGAAAAGCAACUGUUGUAUGUUGGCUGAGAGCAUUCUUCAAGCAAUUUCAUGGCUCCGUGACUGAGUCUGACUACGUUGCACUGCGACAUGGAUUUAUAAAGGAACACUUCCCACGAGAUCCUGCCUAUGAUUUUCACAAGUACAUGAUGCGGGAACUAGAAAAUGACUUCAAGAAAGUUGUAGGCAUAAGCUGGUACCUGUGGCUCUUUGUUGUGCUCUUUUUGCUGCUAAAUCUUGACGGGUGGCACACUUAUUUCUGGUUAGCCUUUUUACCAUUGAUACUUCUGCUUCUUGUGGGAGCAAAGUUAGAGUACAUAAUUGCUCGAUUGGCUCAAGAAUUCGGACAAAAGAUUGAAGGGGAAGAUCAAGAGGCUGCAAAAGUAGUGGGAGUCUUUAAUGGAAAGAAAGAGCCUAGAGUGAAACCUUCAGAUAAACACUUUUGGUUUAACAGCCCUGCUCUUGUGCUUGACUUGAUUCACUUCAUUUUGUUUCAGAACUCGUUUGAGAUUGCAUUUUUCUUCUGGAUUUUGUUCACAUAUGGAUUUGAUUCAUGCAUUAUGGAGAAGGUGGCCUUCAUCGUUACGAGACUCGUUAUGGGUUUAAUAGUUCAAGUGCUAUGCAGUUACAGCACCCUUCCUCUUUAUGCUUUAGUGACUCAGAUGGGAAGCCACUACAAGUUCCAUGAUGACGUGGAAUCAAAUAUUUUUCGUUGGCGUGAAGGAGCAAGAAGUGGAGUUGCUGGUGAUUCCUCUGCUCCAGGGACGUCACAGUCCCACAAAAUGGUCAAAGAACCAACACAACAUGUUCAAUUUGAUGAUCGAUCACAAGAAUCUUCAGUUGAGCUUGCUUGCAUUGUUGAGGCCUCCUCAAAGGAACCUUAUGCUGUCAAUUAGGCAACUGAGGUUUGAUAUAGUGUGAAUUAGAGCUCAAUCUUCUCUUCUUAUUUCUCUAAGAUUGCCAAAAAUUGAGGGGUGAGAAAAACCUAUGGUCAAGGAUUAUUUUAUUUUUUGUGGUGUGUGUAUACAAGGAUAAAACUAUUGUAAUAUAUGUGUACAAAUUACAAUUUUUUAAAAUUAUUUAUCUGUGAUAAA
Messenger RNA from Prosopis cineraria, 1996 nucleotides. Its product is annotated as MLO-like protein 13. Lineage: Eukaryota; Viridiplantae; Streptophyta; Magnoliopsida; Fabales; Fabaceae. Gene Ontology annotation, biological process: defense response. Gene Ontology annotation, cellular component: membrane. The coding region runs from base 257 to 1798 and encodes 513 amino acids. The record is from RefSeq and is a predicted model, not a curated record. The transcript has 14 exons.